This is a messenger RNA of Onychostoma macrolepis, 1003 nucleotides long. RefSeq lists its product as uncharacterized. Bases 295 to 885 code for a protein of 196 amino acids. NCBI's taxonomy places the organism in Eukaryota, Metazoa, Chordata, Actinopteri, Cypriniformes, Cyprinidae. The record is from RefSeq and is a predicted model, not a curated record. Gene Ontology annotation, molecular function: calcium ion binding. The transcript is spliced from 6 exons.
UUUUUGAUACUUCAAAGGAGAAAUAUGGAGCUGCAACUGUCAGUUUAUAUAAUAUUAUGCAGAGUUCUUGACUGCUGCUGGGCCUGGAGAAGCUAGAGGAUUUCAAGUGUCACUCAUGUGUCUUUGAGGUAAUUAAUUUGUGUCACUCACCUGUCUGUUGGCCUCCUGCGGUGAGAUUACUGUAGUUUAAUUUCACAGAUGCAGAAGGGUCUGGUUAAGAAUGAUUAAGUGAGAGAGAAGUAAGCUGGGCUUUGCUAUAUAUGCAUCUCUGCCACUGUUGAUUUUGUUGCAUUGAUGAAGAUGGGACAGGCCGCAACUUUACCCUGCAGAAAAGGUGGUACCUACGUCACCGAGCUUUAUGAAUGGUUCAGGAAGUUCCUGAAUGAAUGUCCCAGUGGACUGAUCACCCUCCAUGAGUUCAGACGUCACUUCUGCAAUGGAACCGUGGGAAAAGAGUCAGCGGAGUAUGCAGAGCAGAUAUUCCGCACGCUAGAUAACAAUGGGGAUGGAGUUGUGGACUUCAGAGAAUAUGUGACAGCUAUCAGCAUGUUGAUUGAGGGCACGACGGUGGAGAAGCUGCGCUGGUCCUUCAAACUCUAUGACAAAGACAAAGAUGGAGCCAUCACACGCUCAGAGAUGCUGGAAAUCAUGCAGGCUGUGUACAAGAUGAGCGUUGCAGCUUCUCUGACCAAACCUGAUCCACUGACUGCUGAAGAAUGCACCAAUAGGAUAUUUGUACGGCUGGACAAAGAUAAAAAUGCCGUUAUCAGUCAAGAGGAAUUCAUUGAAGGCGCGCUGAAAGACGAAUGGAUCAGAGAGAUGUUGGAGUGUGAUCCAAACACAGUGAAGAUGGAGAGGCCUCUCAAGGGCAAUGCAGUGCUGUAAAUAUGGAACAGUAGAGAGCUGAGAACCAGCCAACCUUUCACCCAGAGGAUGUGCUCUGCUCUCUGGAACCAUUACAGGGAGACCCCAUCCAGAUGAAUACGCAGUUAGAAAUGAAGAU